CAAAAUAUUUUCUUGCAUAUUUUUUUUAAUCACAAACAAAUGGCUAAACUUUCAUCAACUUUGUGCUUGUUCCUCCUCCUUGUUUUUGUAGCAGGUAGCAGUGGGGCUCGCGACACAGCGGGUAGUAUCAAUGCAAAUGAGAUAGUACCAAAUGACCAAUGCUUAACAAAUUUGGGCGUAUGCAGUGACAAGCUUUGUGGCGAACAGUGCUGUGAGAAGAACUGUUUCGAUAAUUUCAAGGAGAAAAAUCCAUCUGGUGCUUGUGAGACCAUCCCUGGCUCUGCAUUGAGAGUUUGCAAUUGUCACCAUGAUUGUUAGAAGACAAAUAUAAAAAUAGUGGAUCCAAAGUUUUAAUUUGAUGUUUUAUUAGGAUAUAUGUCUAUGUAUACUUGUUUAAAGCUCAAUGAUAUGGAAAAGACUGUUGCUAAAUUUA
Messenger RNA from Capsicum annuum, 433 nucleotides. RefSeq names its product defensin-like protein 183. The coding region runs from base 40 to 318 and encodes 92 amino acids. The transcript is spliced from 2 exons. NCBI's taxonomy places the organism in Eukaryota, Viridiplantae, Streptophyta, Magnoliopsida, Solanales, Solanaceae. The record is from RefSeq and is a predicted model, not a curated record.